UCCGGGCUGCCGCAACUGUCACAGGUCCGGGUUGCAACGACUGUCAUAGGGUCGGGCUGUAACAGUUGGCAAGAAUACCUAACUUCGUCUUCUGGCGGUCCAAUGGAACCUGACACGAUGGGGCCACAACCGACCAUGGGCGAAGUGGGAGAGGAGUACAGGACAUCGCCCGAUCGAGCUCUGAGGGAUCUGAAGGAACGAAUUAGGCAAGAAGCACCGCUGAGAUGGGCUGACCAAACCAAUGACGGAGGGCCCGACGUAAGAGGCRAACCAGUUGCGACAGAGCCGCAGGAGGCUCUAAAGACGGGUACCUCGAGCGGACGACGAGAAGCGACGAGGCGACGCUCCCCCGAGUACGAGCGGAGGGACACCAUAGCGGACAGGCACAUAGACGACUGGAGAGAGAGUUUGAGGGAUUCCUAUUGGAGGGACAGAGAUAGAGACAGGGCGCCGCCGAUGCGAGUCUUCGACCCCCAGACAAGGGAGUCACAUCCGCUCCCUUACGAGAGCAAGGAUCGCUAUAUUAUUACGCACAAGGCCUCAAAGCCUCCUACCUUCAGGGGCUAUGGUAUCACAGAAUAUCUGGAGAAGUUGGAGCUUCAUGCUAGCCGAAGUCAGUGGUCGGAGGAAGAGAUUAUAGAGAACUUCCUAUUUAAUAUGGACCCAAGUCUCAGUAGGGAAGUUACGGAAGCUCGACCGAAGGAUGGGAAAUGGACUCCGUACAAGAAGAACCUCGUUGAGCUUUACAAAUUGGAGGAUAAUAAGUAUUUCAUCAAGGACCUUGAAACAAUGACUCAAGAUGAAGAUGAGAGCGUACGGGCAUUUGGGAUGCGUUUCCAGAAGAUCUCYGACGUGYURAUGAAGAAGGGGAAGAUCUCAGAGGUCGAGCGCUGUACUAUCUUCAUCGGACACUUGUCCAAAGGUAGGCAAAAGAGUAUACUUAGAGAUCUUCCGCGCGACAGGCUUGAUUUCCCAGAAGUCCUAAAGCUUGCGAUAAAGGCAGAGGCAGACGAUUACAAAGACUUGGUGUGGAGAGGGAUGAGCAGACGUGACUUCUCUCUCUACAAGGAGUAUGCCACUGAUAGAUGUUCUGAUUUCAAGGACUAUCCCUGGUUGGAGAAGAAUGAUGCCGUGGUUGAGGAAGUGAAGGAGAUACGGGACAUGGUGAAGGGAUUGACAAGACAGGUUACAGAGAUUGUGACCACUACAGGGGCCACGGCCUACCGGGACAAACCUCGAGGGCCCUAUUCACUUCGCUGGGACAGUAGGAACAACGAUUCCUGGACGAGUGUCGAGGAUAGAAAUCCUCGGACGCUGACUGAUUAUCGUACGAGGGGAAGAGAGAGAGACGAUGAGCCAUGGCGACGUAGGGACGAUGAGAUAGACCGAGACCGCAGAGAUCACGAGCCGUUUGCGCGAUCAAGGAGGCUGGAUGAUUACCCGCGAAGCCCUCGCUAUAAGGCCGAUCGGGGUAGAGGCGACUCUCGCGGCCGAUGGGAGACAGAUCAGGGCCGACGAGAUGGAUAUAGGGACGACAAAUACGAGAGAUCGGACCGAGAUGGAUAUAGGGACGACAAAUACGAGAGAUCGGACCGAGACGGGUAUAAGGACGACAGAUACGAGAGGUCGGGUCGAGAUGGCUACAGAGGAGGUAGGUAUGAAAGAGGAGAUCGGGACUGGGAACGACGAGAUGGGUCGUGCGGACGGUUUAAGCGCAAGGAAGAUGCGAGAGAGCAGCGCGAUGAGUCGCGGGGGUGGUACAACCGAGGGGACCGACGCGAUGAGACACGAGGGCGAUAUGACUCCGAGGACCGCCGGAAUGAUUCGCGAAGGCAAUAUGAGCAAGGAGGGUCUAGAGGAGACCGCCGCAACGAUUCGCGAGGCCGGAAUGAGAGAGAGGGGUAUGGCGUCUCAUCAGAACCAUAUCCCAAGUCGCUUGACCCCAAGGCAGCCAGGAGUUCGAUCUCGAGAAGCGCAGACGACAGACCAUCUACUCCUAGGAACUCAUGCGUUUACUGUAGAGGAGAAGAUCAUAUCAAGAGGGAUUGCCCGGACCUCAAACGGGCAAUAGAUGAGGGACUUGUCGUGCUUGACGACCGCAAGUACGCCAAGUGGGCAGAUGGUCUGGGAGAUGUAUCGAUGUUCCCUUCGAUGAAGGAGAAUGUCGAAGCGAGGAGAGUAAAGCCGAGUAAAGAAAAGGAGCCGGUCAGGAGCCAGAGCAUCAAGAUAACCUUUGAGGGGGAUAUGGCGACCACACCCAUAAGGGUGACAGCCACCAAGUCGGCGAGAGGGUCUACAUCGAAGAAGACUGACACGGAUUACGUGAUGACGGAGAAGGACGGGCAGUGGGUCGAUGAAGAGCAGGUUAUCCUUUCGCCGCGAAAGAGGGGAGUGAAGAAGUUCUUAAUGAAGAGUUCGCUGGAUGAGAUUGACACGGUCGAGCCACUGAGGCGGGUCCUUUGGCAAUCCAUGCAGUGCUCUAUUCUGGAGUACCUGGCGGCAUCGAAGCCGGCUCGUGAUGAGUUAGAGAUGAUCACGCAGAAGAUUCGCAUACCUCUAUCGGAGGAGGGUCAGGGGGCCCCUAAGGCGGAAGCUCCUACAAUAGCAUUAACGGGGGUGACUACCAGAGCAGAUCGCAUGGCGACAGUCCUUCUCGAUGGAAUGGAAGGUGUGCCUCUAGACAAGUUUUAUAUACUUGGUAGCGGGGCCGUGGAGACGAUUAUAAACGAUGGAGCGAUACUCGAUGCUGUGAUCGAUAACGGCAGUGAGGCUGUCAUCAUAGACGAGGACCUGGCAGUACAGGUUGGACURGGCCUCGAUAGGUCAUACCUAUUCGAGAUAGAGACAACUGAUGGGAGAAAGCAACAGAUCACUGAGGUUUGUCACAAGGCAGCCACAGAGGUCCAAGGGAUACGAGUGACCCUGCCUGUCUUUGCAGUCAAGAACUGCAGCUCCGACCUGCUCUUGGGUCGAACGUGGCUGAGCCACGUGCAUGCGGUGACGAUAGAGCGACUUGAUGGGAGCCAAACAUUGUCCAUUAGGAAGCCAGAUGGGACGCGGGUAAUGAUUAAGACAGUGGAGCCUCGGGACCCGAGGAACAGAGCAACUCUCGCUCUGGGUGCGAGACCCAGUGAACAAAUUAAGUCGUUACCUAUCUCCGGCCGCGCGGUGCGAUUUCGCGAGAAGAAAUAUGGACCACUGCUCACAGAGGAAGAAGGUCGGAUCGUGGAGGUGGAAGAUUUAGAGAGUCGGCUAAUAGUGGACGGCAACUCGUACCCAAAGGAAAAAGAUGAGGAAUUUGGCGGUGUGCCGAAUGGCAAGAUCCGAUGGAUCCAGGACCUUCAGAAGGUCAACGCGGUGACGAUACGAGACGUGGGCUCCGUGCCACACGCCGAUUUACUGGCAGAAGGCGCCGCAGGUAGGUCAAUUUAUUCGAUCUGUGAUCUGUUCUCAGGUUAUGAUGAGGUACCGCUUGACCCUAGGGACAGGCACCUCACGACUAUGCAUACGCCAUUGGGACUAAUACAAAUGAUGGUUGUCCCUAUGGGUUGGACUAAUGGGGUAGCCUUUUUCCAGAGAGCCAUGGUAGCCGUCCUCAAGGACUUCAUCCCUGAUAAGGUUGAAGUUUUUCUGGAUGACUUUCCUAUAAAAGGGCUAGUAGACAGGGAUGAGACGGAGUUAGAAGAUUCGUCGAGCAGCACCUAACAUAUAUUUGCGCGGUACUCGAGCAGCUGGACGAUGCGAAUUUAAUAGUCAGCGGAACAAAGAGCCGAUGGGCCG
This is a messenger RNA of Chara braunii, 3780 nucleotides long. The record is from the annotation of a GenBank genome assembly. Lineage: Eukaryota; Viridiplantae; Streptophyta; Charophyceae; Charales; Characeae.